Diorhabda sublineata is the source of this 549-nucleotide messenger RNA. RefSeq lists its product as uncharacterized. NCBI's taxonomy places the organism in Eukaryota, Metazoa, Arthropoda, Insecta, Coleoptera, Chrysomelidae. Bases 1 to 549 code for a protein of 182 amino acids. The transcript has 3 exons. The record is from RefSeq and is a predicted model, not a curated record.
AUGACUUUACCUUUUAUAUUUUUGGAAAAAGACAGCGACGUAGUUAGUUGGGAAACGCAAAUAUUUAUUUAUAAAAACCGGAAAGGAAAAGGAAAAGGAAAAGGAAAAGGACAAGGACAAGGACAAGGACAAGGACAAGGACAAGGACAAGGACAAGGACAAGGACAAGGACAAGGACAAGGACAAGAAAAAGGACAAAAAAUAGGAAAAGAAAAAGGGCAAGGAAAAGGACAAGGAAAAGGACAAGAAAAAGGACAAAAAAUAGGAAAAGAAAAAGGGCAAGGAAAAGGACAAGGACAAGGACAAAAAAAAGGACAAAAAAUAGGAAAAGGAAAAGAAAAAGGACAAGGACAAGGACAAGGACAAGGACAAGGACAAGGACAAGAAAAAGGACAAAAAAUAGGAAAAGAAAAAGGGCAAGGAAAAGGACAAGGAAAAGGACAAGAAAAAGGACAAAAAAUAGGAAAAGAAAAAGGAUACAAAGAAAUGCUGAACAAUCCGAAUCCAACAAAAAUUGUCGGCCCAAAUCUUAAAAAACUUUAUCCAUGA